This is a messenger RNA of Aspergillus nomiae NRRL 13137, 1206 nucleotides long. RefSeq lists its product as uncharacterized. The transcript has a single exon. The coding region runs from base 1 to 1206 and encodes 401 amino acids. The record is from RefSeq and is a predicted model, not a curated record. NCBI's taxonomy places the organism in Eukaryota, Fungi, Ascomycota, Eurotiomycetes, Eurotiales, Aspergillaceae.
AUGGUAGACGCAGAACCGGCAGUUUAUCAUGCGGUUAACAUGUUAGCUGCCAUCCAUGAGGACUCAGUAGCCAGCAAAAUGCAGCUGACCGGCACACGCCUGGAUGACCCUCGACAUUUGUUUGCUCUGGAACAGUCGACCCGAUCUUUGGCACUUUUGCGUAAGCGCGGCUGGUCCCACGACCCUCAACUACGGGAGGUUACUUUAAUGUGUUGCCUGCUUUUUACCUUGUCUGAAUUCCUGUUGGGAAAUUAUACCAUUGCCUUCCAACAUCUGCGUGGUGGAAUUCGCAUCCUGAAUGAGGAACAGCAGGUGGAGCCUAGCGGUAAGGAGCAGGAUCUAGUGGAGGCUUUUAGACGAUUAGAUAUUAUGGGCGCGCAUUAUGGGAUAGGGCCGUACAUGACCAGCAACAUGCGUCUCGAGGAACAGGGGAUGUGGAACUGCAUGCCAGAAAAGUUCAAGAACCUCACAGAGGCCCUACAAGCUGUCAGACACGUGAUGGGCAUCGAGGUUCCCUGGGUGACAAAAUGCUGGUCACUCUCCGAGGCCGAAAUCCUAGCCAACUUUGAACAGUUGUGUCAGAAGCAACGGGCAAUCUUGGCAGCGUUUGACGAAUUUGCCGAAAAGUUCGAAAUGUUGUGCCAAAAUAAAUACUCCACACUCAGCCCGAAAGAACAACGAGGAGCGGAUCUCCUUCGACUGCAAUAUCUCUCCCAAACCCUGACUGUCAAGAUCUGUCUGACGCAUGGGCCAGUUCCGGAGUAUUUGACGCCUGAGUUUGUGACCCUCCUUGCCGCCCACAAAGCGUUUAUCCACAAGUCACCCGAGCGGCCCUCGAUAUUCCUGGAUAUUGGCAUCAUUUCCGGGCUGUAUUGUGUAUCGAAUAGAUGUCCAGACCACCGAGUCCGUCUGCAAGCCAUCGAAGUCUUGCAGUCGUGGCCACACUUUCAGGGCAUGAUGAAUUCUAACCUUGUGUCUGCGAUAGCAAUAGUAAGGAUGCAAUCAGAAUCGGGCCAGUGCUGUCAGCAAGAAACAACGCCUAUCUCCUUUGACACGGAACAAAGUCUCACUCGUUUGUUAUUCGAUACAUUGACCUCUACUCAGCAAGCCAGCUGCUGGCCAUCGAUACAAUAUGGUAACGCCCUGCAGGGUACGACGCGGGGUGCGAAGACGGAAAACGGCUUGUUGACAACAGUCCCGCAAUGA